Molecule: messenger RNA, 2484 nt
Organism: Pocillopora damicornis (cauliflower coral)
Lineage: Eukaryota; Metazoa; Cnidaria; Anthozoa; Scleractinia; Pocilloporidae
Product: trace amine-associated receptor 9
Biological process (GO): G protein-coupled receptor signaling pathway
Cellular component (GO): plasma membrane
Molecular function (GO): G protein-coupled receptor activity
Source: RefSeq, a predicted model, not a curated record
UUCGCGUUAUGGUUGAGAAAUGAAGAUUUCCAACACAUUUCUCUGUCAGUUUUGGAAGUGAUCAGUUUGAUACAAAGAUCUCACAUCAUGGGAGAUCAACCGCAUUGUUCAGGAGAUAUAUCUACUGCCUCAGCUAUAAUCCUGGGAAUUUUUAACGCAGUAUCCGGAUUAGCGGCCAUCAGUGGAAAUCUAAUGGUUCUUGUAACUUUCUUCAAGAACCGCUCCCUUCACCAACCGUGUUAUUACCUCAUUGCUUCAUUAUCAGCCAUCGAUCUGUUCGUGGGCUUGACAGUGAAUCCGUUGUACAUCUUGUUAACUAACGUUGUCCCUUGGCAGUACAGAGAGAAGCAUCUUCUGCAGCUGGAAAGCUUUUUUGCAAUGUCCAGUUCGAUGAUCAUCAUGCACACUUUGUGCACUAUGAGCCUAGAGCGCUAUACUGCUGUUAUCUUUCCUUUGCGCUAUUACAGCUUUGUAACCGUAAAGCGCACUGUAAUCGUUGCGAUAAUCACUUGGGUUUUCGGCUUCACACUCAAUGCCUUUUCCUUUGCACUGGAUUCCCAAGACUUGCCAAAACUGUGGAUUAUCUGUGGAGUAUUAACAGGACUUGUCCCCAUGGCGAUCAUCUUUUACUCCUAUGGGAAAAUUUUCAUAGCUGCGCGCGAUCAAUCGCGAAGAAUUGCCAUUGCAGAGAACAGUGUCUCCGUAAUUUCGCGAGACGCUGAAAGCACAGAGAAUGGCGCAGAAAUAACCCCUCGAAUUGAGCCCAAAAAAGCUAAGAAAAACGCCUGGACAGUAGGAAUAGUUGUUCUGGUGGCUGUCUCUCUCUCUAUGCCAGUGAGUGUGGUCAGUGUUCUGCAGAUUGUCACCAGCGACUUGUGUCGUCGCAGACAUUACAACCGAGCAUGGAUGUGGGCCGCUACGCUGUCUCUUACAAGUUCGGCAAUGGAUCCGUGGAUCUACGCAAUGAGAAUUAGGGAGUUCAGAGCCACCUUCAAACGCACACUGUGUAUAACAUAACUUCAGUGAAAAGAAAAGCAAACUCACCAAGUACUGCGGAACUAAAGCGUAUUAACCAAAUCCUUACUCAAAGGGCAUGUGCCAGAACCGAGCUGGUUGUGUGGGAACGAGCGAUCAAGAUUUCUGAGGUGUCAAAACAUUCUCGCAAAAACUUUCCUUAUCAUUUUUCUCAGUUGGGACGUUUCACUAGUAGUGCCUGUUUAUGGUUUAAACGAAGAACCGGAGCCCACUUUUUCAUACGGGUUGAAGGUUCCGCUGUCCCAACUAUAAUGCGGCCGUUCCUUAAAUUUCUGAAUCUGAAACACAAUAACACGAACCAUACGACCACAAUUUUAUUGAAGAGUUUUAUUCCUAACAUCGCAAGCUACUGACUCAUCUUUCAUUAUAAUCUGGCAGAUCAAAAUUUCAUCUUUUAAACAUCUAAACCUGAUUUUCAUCUGUUAAAAUUUUUAUCGUGCGAUUUCUCUGACUAAAAUACUUAAAAGAGAGCAAACACACAGUAUGUUUAUAUUUAAGGGUUGUCAAGUUCUGCUCUCGAAAAAUCUUACUAAACACCGCACGCCUUCUUAAUUACCACAACUACGUCUCUCCUGGAGAUCAAAUCUAAAUUGUCGGUUAAAUGCUUCCUCUGCGAGGCUGAAUUUUAGGGCAUUGAGAAUAAGUACCAAAUAUCCGGAUGAAAUUAACCAACUUUCUGUUUAAUUUUUAUCUUUUGAUUAAGCGCACUUUACCUUGAACGGAGACAUUUUAAGGCCGAGGUGAAGGUCAAUUCAUGUUAAUUGGAAUCGGCAGUUAACACGAAAGUUUACUUAGGAAACCAAUUUUGAUUGGUUGACCGUAGCGUAGAUGCAAUAAAUGAGAAGCUUACGAAAUGUGUAGUAGUUAAUGAACAAAAUAGUGAAGUGAACAUGUUAGAUCCGAUGGAAAAAAAAAAACUUGUACGCAUGAAUAAAACGUGAUUUCAAUUUCAGAUCGAAAACAAUAUCAAUUGCCUUUCUUGAGGUUAGUGACUAUUGGCGGAUUUAAGAUUAAUUCUUUGCAGUAAACGACAAAAGGCCAAAAUGUACUCUAAACAUUUCUAUGAUAUUGCUUAAUUUAUCGAUGACCCCUGCACCAAGACUGUAGAAAAUUAGUAAAUAAUCCUCUGAUUAUUUUAAAAAGCAAAUGUUUUCACUUGAGCUAAAACAUGAAAAUAGCCGAAAGCGGUCUUCGAGAAGGUUAUUUUUUUUUUACUGCCCUAAGUAAGUAUGAGGUAAAUUUAGAACGACAAAUAUAAUGUAUAUGGCUGAAUAGAUAGAACCGACAUCUGUACAGUGUACAUAAAUUGCAUCGACAUUUGAUCGUCAACGUUUACGAACCUUUAUCGGACAGAAAUGAUUUGUUUUACAGAUAACUAAAUUUUAAAUGGCAUGUUAAUGUAUACAUGAAUUUACGCUACUAAACUGAAAAUAAAAUUUCAUAUUAAAA